GAAGGGAUCGGUGGAGCGAGCGAAAUAUCAAAUAUCCAAUUUAUGUUCAAUGCGGGCGAUGUAUCCUAAGUUUUUUGACAAAUAUGACGCAAAAAAUGAUUUCAAUAAAUUGGAUUACUUUGCAUUUAGUGCCUAUUUACCGAAACUUACCCAAGACCACUACAGAGUUUAUGUGCUGCAUGUUACCAAUGACGGCAUUACACCAGAUAUUUUGUUGGAGUGUUUCAGAUUUUGCAUUCUGAAAUGUGAAUACAUCAAGGCGCAUGAUUAUUGCACCGGUACUGUAACCAUCUUGGAUUACAGGAAAAUUAAUGUGCCGAAAUUUAUAGCAGCUAUAGACAUAGCAACAUUCCAUCAAUUCCUUUGUAUUUUAAUGGAAGGUUAUGUCCUAAGGCUACAAGGCAUCCACAUAGUGACAUCAUCGAAAGCAAUUGAAGCAUUCGUUAAAAUAGUAAAGCCUAUAUUUGGACCAAAAGUAUCUAAAAGAAUUCAUAUCCACGCAAAAAUAGAGACUGUGUAUGAUUAUGUACCUCAAAAUAUAUUGCCUUCUUCUGAUCUUGGAGGGAGCGAGGAAUCUAUGGCUGUGUUACAAGGUAUGGUAUGUAUAAAUAUGUAA
This is a messenger RNA of Manduca sexta (tobacco hornworm), 616 nucleotides long. RefSeq lists its product as uncharacterized. Bases 50 to 616 code for a protein of 188 amino acids. Gene Ontology annotation, cellular component: membrane. The transcript has 4 exons. Lineage: Eukaryota; Metazoa; Arthropoda; Insecta; Lepidoptera; Sphingidae. Gene Ontology annotation, molecular function: phosphatidylinositol bisphosphate binding. The record is from RefSeq and is a predicted model, not a curated record.